UUUACACAAAGGAAAGUUAAAAUUAUGAAAAUAUAACAAUAUGAAACUUUUUUGAAGGACUAUAUCAAAUAACAUUAUUUCUUUUUAACUUCAUUUUGGAUUGUUCUAGAAAAAAUAAGUUUUCUUUUAUUUUAAUCAGAAUUAAGUUUUUCCAAAAAGGGUAAAUUUCCUGCAGUUUUUACAAUGAGUUACCAGCCUAUAGUGAUUAAAAAGCAACAUAGCUUUUAUGCUUGUGACUCACCGCGUAUCAAAAUUACGAAUAAUACAUGGAAAUCCGAUGUCAAUAUUUUACAAUUAAAUCGUGAUGUACAAAGCAAGAGGUCCGAAGAAUAUUACAAAAAAUACGAGCUUGAUGAAAUACCAGUUAAGGAUGAUUGCAGUUUUAACGAUCAUUCGUUCAGUGAGGGAUACGACUCUGGGACAGGGGACAAUAAGGAUUCAAUAACUAAUUCUGACCUCGACAAGUUAGAACUGAAAAUUAUGACUAGAAUGUCGCAGGAGCUACUAACAGAUACAAGCACCGUCAGCAGCUUGGAUUCCAACUUGAAACUAUUUAAAACAACCGUUCAACAAAUAUUUGAUAAUUUUCACGACAGCAUGUGUGAUUUUGAAGAUUACAAGAAAAGAUUCAACGAAAUAAUGCAAAAGAAUAAAGGUGAUUCUGUGACUGAGCUCGAGGAGUUCAUAGGCACUAUGUUACACAACAUCCGCUCUUCGGAGAUGUCUGUGACCAAUAACAAGACUACAAAAGGGACAGAUAGAAAUAAUGAGGUUAUCUGUCCCGAGGACUAUGAAAAUAAUCAAGAAAUCUUGACAGUCAACAACAGCUCUACGGAUAUUAAUGGUUUUGAGUAUAGACCCAGUUCAAAUACCGCGUCGGAUAGCGGCAUGUUAAACACUUGUCUCGUCAGCGAGUUUCCUUGUCUAGAAGUGAGAAUAACAGAACGUAAUAUAAUCUCUGAAAGAAAUUUUCGCGAGCCAUUUUUGAAUGAUAUAGGAAACUUGGCUUCAGCGGAUAAUAUAAAAAUUCUUGCAGCCAAAAAUAUCGAAAUAGAAAAAUAUACCACUGAACAGGACCAUUACAAUGUAUACGACACAAAACUGGACAGGGACAUUCCUGUCAAAAACUCGUGUGCUAUGAAAGAUAUCCAUUUAAAUGAGAACUUCGUCAACGACAAAGACAAGGACGAGAAUAAGUUUUUCAUGUUCAAGAUCUGUAGCUACAUAUGCAAGAAGCUUCGUAAGAUGUGAUGCUGAAUAAAUAUGAUAUCGUUUAAAA
Danaus plexippus (monarch butterfly) is the source of this 1279-nucleotide messenger RNA. RefSeq lists its product as uncharacterized. Lineage: Eukaryota; Metazoa; Arthropoda; Insecta; Lepidoptera; Nymphalidae. The record is from RefSeq and is a predicted model, not a curated record. The coding region runs from base 184 to 1251 and encodes 355 amino acids. The transcript is spliced from 2 exons.